GAGACCUAAAAGGGCCAAGGUCAGGGCUCGACCGCCAGCGCCGCCGCCUCCAAUGGUUGCCAGGACAUUGCAUCAUCCUCCAAGCAUGACUCACCUACUUAAAGACUCGUGACCCUGAAAGGAGGGGGAAAUUUUGGGAGGAGUCACUUCCGGGUGCGACGCGGCAGUAUCCACCACCACCGAGGGGCUGCGUCAUCCACCCUUGGAAAGGCGGGGCAUGGUGGAGAGCGGCGGCAGCGAUUGGACGCUUCGAAUGAAAAAUCGCAUCCUUAUACACCAUCACACUUGAAAACAGACACAGCGUAGGCGUUACCUGAACCAUGAUGGCAGAAUCACUGCCCUUCUCUGUGGGCACCCCAGUGCCCACCUGGGAGCUAGAAGCCUGGUACGAGGACUUGCAGGAGGUGCUCUCCUUGGAUGUAACCAGCAGGACAGACCCCCCUGUAGGGGGACAGGAACAGAAGGAGUUUGAUGGCAUUGACAAUACUGCUGUACUGUGGAACUUGGAAGUUUCUGAUCCCUUGGAAGCCAGUGGGAGUGAGGUAGCUGGAAACUGUGAGCUGGACCUUGACCUCACAGCUGAACUGCUGGGACUGCUAGAGGAGGAGCCUGCAGGACCCCCUGAAUCAGACUCUAGCCACAGUUCCCCAGCCCAGACUGGGACAGAUGAGGAGGAAGGGGUGUCUACCAGCCAGAAGAGGAAGCAGAGCGGACAGCCCCACCACGGAGGCAAGAGGCAGCGAGGCAGAGAGCGGGAGCAGGAGAAUGAGCGCAGGGUGGCGGAGCUGAUGGCCCACAACGAGUAUCUCCAGCAGGAAAUCAAGCGGUUGAGUGCUGAGGUAGAAGCAACAAGAGCAGCGCUCAUCCAGCGUAUGGUCAGCCUAAAGACUUAAUGGAGCGGCAUAACUUCCUGUCUGUACUGAACUGAUGACUGACUUGCUGCAGACCAAAUAUUCACUGUUCUCAACCUGAGCAUCUAUGACUUGUAAGCAACAUGCUAAAAAGGAAAGGGCCAAGCACUUUCUUGCAACAAGGGGUAUGAGUCACCCUGGCCUGGUAGACUGGUGCCGUUCCAUAGACUAACUUCCUUUGGACUUGAGUUGCUUAUUUCUAUUCUGGUUUAGUGAGCCUGCCUUUCCAAAAAACUGAGCUACAAAAGGUGACCAUGCAACUUGACUAUGCCAGAGAAACUCUGUCUUUGAUGGGCUACUGUUUUUUCCAGCUGGUCUUGCUCUUAACCUAACCACCUCCCUCUUGCCAAAAAAGGUAGGAGGAGUAGAAAAAGCAUGCAUGUCAGAAUGCAAUAAUAGCUUUUGUACUUAUAGAUGUAUAUUUAACCAAUGAAAUAUUUAUUUCUCACUAUAUUUAAAAUACUUCAAAGGAUUCUUAAUUGUUCAUCAAUGCAUUACAAAACAGGAAAGGACUACAUAACUUAAUGGUGUGAAAAUGUGAGAAACUGAACUCCAUCACUGAUGUGCAGAUAGCAAAACAAGCCUGCUGAUCCAAGCCAGGGGAUGCUGCAGGACCCACCGACUCACUUUCUCUUUUUCCCUUUUCCCUCAGCUAGGCUGAGCCGCUUCUGUAGUUCCGCUAACUUUGAGAUUGCAGCAUCAACCUGCUUCUUCUCAGCUUUCUGGGCCUUCAGCUGCUGAAUGUGGUUAUCCUAGACAGAGAGAGCCUGGAGUUAAAAUACUGUAGCUUUGUAGGGGCAGCAGGUUGAAUCCUGCAAGGCAAGAUUGCGUGUUUUUCUUGAAAAAGGCAAACUACACAAGUUACAGCAGCCGAAACUUGCAGCAGACAUUUUGCCUAGUAGAGUUCAAUGUCCUUUCAGCCUACCCCACCCCAAGCAGCACAGGGUGUCUCCUUAACCCUUCCAUCUUUUAAAGGUGGCUCUCCCCUUACUCUUGCCUGCAUGCCACCUCUGCCCUCUUGCUUAUCAUCACCACACCAGCCUUGUUCAGACCUUGGCUGCUCUUCAUGCAUGCACAUGAACACACAACCUAUACCCCCCUUUUCCAAGCCUCGUGUGAGGUAUUUUCCCCAGUCAAACUUGAUCAAGUACUCUGAAAACUUACAGGUUGUAAACAUUCUAUUGCUGGCAGUUAUAAUCAUGACAAGUUCAUUACCACUGCAGGACUUAUUUAAGAAAAACCGAAACCAGAUUAGAUUUGCAUUAAAAAUAAGAUAAGGCUUAAACAGCAGUUAAUAUGCAGAAGCGUGGUUUUCAGCUAGUGCAACCUAUGCUUACUCUAGGUGUUUGUUUUUAAUGUCACUGUAGAACAGACUUGACAGAGGGGAACCUCGCAGAGAUGUGACCUUUCUAUCUGAUGCUUGCCCUUUGUUAAGUUUAUACUAUAAGGCUGGAUCCAUUCUAGACUAAGGAAACCUUGUUCCAUUUUAUGCUGUCCUGUUUUGGUGAAAGUUAGAAACAAACAUUUCUUUUAAAACAUUUCAUUCUCCAAGUGCUGAGGAAGUGAACUGGCAGGCAGCCAUGCAGCAUGACGACUCCUGGCAAAAUUUAUAAAUCUAUCCAACUUCUUAAAAAGUUUACAAUGCAGCCUUACCCAACCUGGUGCACUCCAAAUAUUUCAGACUACAGGUCCCAUCAUCCUUUGCAAGCCUUAGUAUGGGCUGAUGGGAAUUAAGAGGGCAUCAGGUUCGGGAAGAAUGGUCCAAUACAGUGGUUAUUCUAUACAGGCUGAUGGUCCAUUAAAAAAAACCUAUUUAGACUGUGCAGUCUCACCUGUUUGGCUACUUCUUCCUGAAGUUCCUUUGCUCCCACGACCUGUUCACCCUUUGAAGCUGCUUUUUGCUUGAAGAUUUGGAGGGUGGGGGAAAGAGAGAGAGAAGGGAAUGUAAAUGAGUCAGCUACUUAGCAUCCAGGGAACAAGCAUAACCAGAACUGCUUUAGUAUUGUCUUCAGAAGGAACCAAACUACUGCCAGGUACAGAAGAAGGGUCACAACAGUUUCAUAAUCCUAACUACAUGGCAGUCGGGAUUACACACCGCUGUAGGACACACUCUUGUUCAUAAACUACCACUGAAGUAAACCUCCAUCCACCACCAUAGAAGGUUGGCCACUGGUCCAGGCAGUUAUUCCCACAAUAAUCAGUAAAGGGCUACAACAGGACAAGAGUCAUGGCAAUACAUACGAAGCCACGUAAUGUAUCCAAGCAGGCAGGGCUAGAAGCCAUGCAUUCUACCUCUGGGAUUAGAUAAGGAUGGCUCUCACCCCCAUCUCCAAAAAAAAAGGGGGGGCUCUGUGUUUUUAAAUGCCUUGUUAAGCAACAGGCAGAGAGAGGUAGAAAUUCUGUAGGUGAAGCCUGUCCAAUGUAUUUACACCAUUCCUGUCAUGCAUAUGGAAGAGUCUUGAUGAGUAUGAUACAUAAGGGCUGCGUUGUCUUUUUGAUGGCUGUUUGAAAAGAAUUCUGGGACAUUUGACUGAACUUCUUAAGGUGGGGGAAGUGAGGGAUGUACUGGAGAACAGAGAGGGCAUGAAAGGCAGAGAAAAGCCCUCCCCAACCUGGCACUCUCCAGUUGUUUUGGACUACAGCUCCCAUCAGCUGAGUGUGCUGGAGAGUCAUCUAUGUGUGAAGGGCAAGCAAGGUAGCUAACCUAUGACGAGGGGAUGAGAGAAAAACAGAUAAAGUGGAAAAAUAAGAAUGAACUCAGUGAGGAGAGAGAUCACGAACAGGAUGUACUCCGAGCUGAGACAGGAAACAAACUGAGCCCCAACUGGAGGGGGGGGGCAAAAGUAUUUGUUGAAGUGUUGCCCAUCUUUGAGCUGCAGGGGGAGCUACACUCCCCGCUGGGAGACCUCUGUCAUCCAUGAGAAGCAGGAGGUGCCUGUGAACCUGUUUAGUGUGUUUUCUGAACCCACCUUGGCAAUGAAGUAGAAUACAAAUUAAAUAAUAAAAACAAGCACAGAGUCAGACCUGCCCCUCAGCCAUUUCUCCAGCACAUUUGCCUGCCCCAUUACUCAGUUGGCCAGAGAUACAAACCACACUGUCAAGGCACCAGGCAGGGCACAGGGACUGUCCUGUUGCUUGACACUUUUCUGUAGUACGGAUUUACUCGUGGCCAAAGGAAGAAAAAGAUGGCCAUCACUGUUAAUAAACUAUUGAUCUAACUUUGUGAAGGAAAGCUUUUUGGUUAGUUUAUACUGCAGCUUGAGCAAGGUAAGGACCACCAGUGUGUCUGUACCUCAUGCAAGUGUUAGAUCAGGUGUGGGGAACCUUUGGCCCUCCACAGGCUGCUGAACUACAACUUCCAUCAGCCCCAGCGAGCAUGGCUAAUGGCCAGGGAUGAUGGGAGCUGUCGUUCAGAAACAUCUGAAGGGCCAAAGAUUCCCUGCACCUAUGUUAGAUCCACAAGGAGCCUCCUCGGCACCCCAAAGUUACUCAUAGUGAGCAGGAAGUGUCCCAGGGAGAGAAACGUUUACCUUUAGAUUCAGCGGGAAGUCUUCAAACUGGAAAAAGGAAACAAGACAAGAGCAGUGGAGAGGCAGGAGAGAGACAAGCAAUUAGGUGCUAUAGCAGAGAGAUAAGAACUUUACAAGCAGCCUAGAGCAGUAUUACCCAAGCCCCCCCUCCAAAAAAGAGUGUGAAGGAGGAUACAAGAGAUGCUGGGAGUGUAGGAUCCUUCCACAUCCAGCUAGCAGACACACUGCCCUUUAACCCCAGCCAAGAAGUGCUAACUAGUGUGGCUGCUGUGGAAGUUGGGUAGAUGACUAGCCUGGGAAUUAAACUGUAAGUGCAUAGGUACUAUGGGGAAAAAGGAAGCAGAGAGUGAAAAGCAUUGAAACACACACACCCCGAAUCACUACAUCUGAAUUAAAUGGGAGGGAGGUAUUAGAAAGGGUCUCCCCCAAAGAGUGUGAAAGGAGAGAAAGAGUUGCCCGUCUGCAGAGAAACCCAUCCAUCUGUUUCCGUACAAGUUGCUAUUCAGAGUGUGCCUCUUGACUGGAAACAGGCAAGCCCUGAGCAGCAACUCAUGCAGAGAUAUGACAGGCAGAUUUCCCAGAGGGCAGGCAAUUCUGCUAUGUGAAUGAUCCAAUCACACCUCAUGCAGGGCAAGAUGACCUGCCUCCUGUAGAGGCUGACUGGAAGAUGUGGCCAGAGCAAGCAAAUCAGGUAGAGAUCCAGUGGGUAGCUGGAGUCUUUCAUAGAAUCAUAGAAUAGUAGAGUUGGAAGGGGCCUACAAGGCCAUCGAGUCCAACCCCCUGCUCAAUGCAGGAAUCCAAAUCAAAGCAUUCCCGACAGAUGGCUGUCCAGCUGCCUCUUGAACGCCUCCAGUGUCGGAGAGCCCACUGCCUCUCUAGGUAAUUGGUUCCAUUGUCGUAUGGCUCUAAAGACUCAUUCCUUUCUUGUCUCACACGAACAGUUAUCUCAUUCCACCACUCUGAUACACAGUUUGGGAAUUACUGUGUUAAGAGAGUGCAAUGGUGAAGUGUUCGGAAUGGAGAGGUACAGCAUACCAGCCAAAACACAUGAUGCAUUUUCAUCACUGACUUGCAAAAUAGAGCUUCAGUAGCUUUGCAAUAACUAUUCUAGCAUGCUGCCACUCUCAGACAUGGGGGGGGGGAGAAGAGUCACGACAGAGCCUUCUUUGUGAUCGCCCAAGAAUGCGGAACUCCCUCCCCACAGAUUUGCGUUUGGCACCAUCUCUUUACAGCUUCUGUUGGUUGCUGUAUUCUGGCCUUUGACAAUGGAAGAAUUUAUUUUGAUGUCCUCCCUGUAAUGUAUAGGUGGGGUUGUUGCUUAUCAUUUUCAGUGAAUUGUGUUUUUAUAUGCUAUAACCCAUCCUAGGAUGGUGGGCAAAGAAACAAUCAUUAUCGAUCAGGUUGGUAGAACUGGAGGGUAUACAGUAUAGUGCUGAGGGAAGAGACUUGUGCAGUGGCAACACAAAGUCAACUUUGUGGAGUUGCUUGCCUGCUGGUUCUUGAGCACUGCAGCUCUAAGUGGCCUCUGCUUAUCGACAGAGUGAACCCCACCCCAGAGCAGAGGCUCUUCCAGAGUCUCAUUCAGUGUGCUCUCCUACAACUCUUUUCUUUGUAUCUGAUUAAACACUGACUCCACCCACUUACUGCACAAGGUUCUCCCAAAGAGGUCCUGUGUGAUCGUCUCAGCUGCCUCUCCUUACCUGGCCACCACCAAAGCGCUUUCUCAGGUUUUCAACUUGUUCAGUCUCCAGCUUCUGGAACAGAGGGGUCACCUGAUGGAAAAUGAAGGAGUCAUGUGAACAAAUCCAUGGGAUCCAUUGUAAAUUUGUUGCAUGUAUUCCGAAUGCUUACCAUGUGUGCUCUAGGUAUCCUAAAGAAAUUUAAAUUUCUAGUCCUCACGGCUGUAGAGAAAAGUUUGUAACUGUAUGAACCUAUCUGUUAGGAGUGGGAAGCUAGCAAGGGUAAGUGAAUGACAGGACAGAACGUAAGUUUCCAUCUUUGACUGGAGCUAUCAUCCUUGUCUCCUUGACAAUCAAUCUUCUGCCAACACAAUUCCAGGUACACAAAAUUCUGCUUCAGCAUCAGGCUGGCAUCAAGACCUGCCACAAUUAGAAAUGACAGAGUAUUGGGCACUACUUGACACUCCUUUUGGAAGGACCUAAAUGGAUAGACAAGAUAUCAUGCUCCAGGGUCUGAUGAUCAUAUUUAAGGCCAGGAAGUAAUUCAGUCAAUUUAGCUAGCGACAACUGGAUAUGUUUUGGUCUUCCUUUGCAGCACCUGGCUUAGCUAACUGGAGUAAGGUGGAAUCAUUUUCUCAGUUUCUUUCCCAAGAUAAUGCUGGACUAUGGUUCCCAUCAUCCCUGACCAUUAGCCAUAGUGGCUGGAGCCGAUGGGAGUUGUAGUCCAAUGACAUCUGGAGGGCUACAGGUUCCGCAUCCCAGGUCUAGAAUGUCUGUUGUUCAGGGAUGGGGAUAAUAUAUGGAUGAUCCUGCUUUGCAAUAUACAGUGCCUUGCAAAAGUAAUCAGACCCCUGACCAAUGGUCUCAUAUUACUGAAUUAAAAAUGGUACAUUGUAAUUUUGUUCCAUAUGAUAUUUUAUUUUGAAACACAAACUCAAAAAUUAUUAUAAGGUGGCACUGGUUUUAUGUUGGGAGAUGUUUGUAAGAAACAUAAAAAACUGAAACAUGUUGCUUGCAUAAAUAUUCAACCCCUGUGCUCUGGAAGCUCUCAGUUUACACAGAUGAAAGCAACUGCCCUGUUGAGGACACAGUUACCUUACCAUUGGCCUCCACCUGUGAACCAUUAACGUUGCAGUCCCACUGUCAGGAUAAAACCCCCACUGUUGAAGGAUCAUUGUUCAGGCUGUGGAUCUGAAGGAAAAUGAAGACCAAAGAGUGUUCUACAGAAGUGAGAGAUAAUGCAUAAAUUAGGAAAAGGUACGAAAUAAUACCCAAGUGUUUGGAUAUCCCAGUGAGCACAGUUGGAUCAAUAACCAGGAAGUGGAAGUGCAUCACACCACCCAGGCACUGCCAAAAAAAGGCCAUCCCUCAAAACUCAGCACUCAAACAAGGAGACUUGUGAGAGAAGCCACAGAGAGGCCAACAAUCUCCUUAAAGGAGCUACAGAGUUCAGUGGCUGGGAGUGGAGUAAUGAUGCACCAGUCAACCACAUCAACAGCUCUGCAUAACACUGGCCUGUAUAGGAGGGUGGCAAGACAGAAGCUAUUACUCAAAAAAUAUCAUCUGAAAACACAUCGGGAGUUUGCCAGAAAGCAUGGGAUGCCCCAGCUGUGAUGUGGGAAAAGGCUUUGUGGCCAGAUGAGACCAAGAUGGAGCUUUUUGGCCAAAACUAACACUGCCCGUGCCUCGAGACACACCAUCCCUACAGUGAAGUAUGGUGGUGGCAGCAUCAUACUCUGGGGAUGCUUCUCAUCAGCAGGGACUGAGCAUCUUGUUAAAAGUGAAGGAAGAAUGGAUGGAACAAAAUAAAGGGAAAUACUGCAAGAGAAUCUGCUUCACUAAAAAACUGAAGCUUGGGAGGAAAUUCACUUUUCAGCAGGACAAUGAUCCCAAGCACAAGGCCAAAGCAACAUUGGAGUGGCUCAAGAUCAGAAAGGUGAAUGCCCUACAGUGGCCCAGUCAAAGUCCUGAUCUCAAUCCCAUUGAGAAUCUGUGGUGCUCUUUGAAAAUGGUGGUCCCUAAGUGACGUCCAACCAACCUGAACGACCUGGAGCAAAUGUGCCAAGAAGAAUGGGCCAAAAUCCCUCUGACACUGUGUGCAAAGCUGGUGCAUACCUACCCCAAAAGACUUAAAACUGUUAUUGCAGUGAAAGGUGGCUCUACCAAAUAUUAAUGUGUGGGGGCUAAAUACUUAUGCAAGCAAUAUGUUUGUUUUUUAUGUUUCUUACCAACAUUUCCCAACAUAAAACAAAUGUCACCUUACAAUAAUUGAUUUUUGAGUUUCAGCGUUUCAAAAUAAAAUAUCAUACAGAAUGAAAUUACCAUUUGUAAUUCAGUAAUAUGAGACCAUUGGUCAGGGGUCUAUUAUUUUUGCAAGGCACUGUAAUUAUAUUCUUUUUAGCUCCCAGCUCAGUGAGAUCAGGGUCCUUCUCCAAGGCACGCUAGUCAUCUAUGUGCUGGGAUUUUAUUUUAUUUUUUAGUUGAGGAACAUUCUGUUAUACAAGCCUGAAAUUGUACAAGUCGAGAAAUACGUUUUACCAUCUUAUCUGCCAUUCAUGAAAACUGGCCCUCCAUCUUAGCUCAGGGAAGAUUUUGCCACAGUGCCGGCACAAGCUGUACAGCCUCCCCUCCACAGCACUUACUGUCCCAAUCUGGUGUCCAGCAGGCAAGGUGCAGACAAAGUCAUUGGUCACUACAUUGUAGUCAGCAGGAAUGCACAACUGCCCUUGGAUAGCAGCACUCACACCAGGCAUGUACGGCUGCAGGAUGAUGGACAGCAGGGAUGCAAUGUUGACAGCCACUCCUAUCACUGUGCCUGCUCGCUUCCUAGGAAGAUAAAAUAACGCUGAUAAGCAAUACAAGAGGCCUCUCUGGGGAAGGAAAGACAGAAAUCAAGAAAAGGAGAUGGCGGCCUAUAUGCCAGAGCCAAACCAGGCCUCCCAAAAGAAAGAAAGCAAGGCCCGCUAGCUCACAGCAAAGAGAAAGAAGCUAUGGACCUAGGAACAAAGAGAGAAACAGUUUUUCUAACAGCAGGAUCUAACACAAGUUGGGCAUAUCCCAUAAUGGCAAGACAGAAUUUGGCUUAGCUGGCCACUUCACCUACAGUACGCCAUCGCAAACCAGCAUUUUCCUCACAGCCAAGACUCACUUGUCUGCAUCACUGCCCUUGAUGCGUUUCCAGGGCUCAUUGACCUGAAGAUACUGGUUGCCAUGACGAGCAAUGUUUAGGAUACUGCGCAGGGCAUCACGGAUCCUGCAAGAGAAAAACAGAAAAGUGGUAGGAGGAGCCAAACCAGGGCAAACAAAAAUGUAGCCAUCUCUUCUUAACCCUAGUUGCUAGGAAGCGACAGGGCCCGGGGCUUAUACAUAUCCGCUUGCCUGAUCACCUGGGGCAAGUUAGGAACCAUCUCCAGGCAACCAUACAGGAAAGUUUUUGCAAAUCAGCUGUUGGGUUUUUUCCUUCUCAAACCACCACAAAAUACUAACAAAGAUGAAUGCAGGCAGGCAAAGUAGUAAAGUUCUUGUGGACUAGUAAAUUUUGUUAUUUGGAAGGGUGACAGAGCCUGCAUUUGUUGUAGCUCAACCUCUACACCUUCAUCUUUAACACUAAUCAGGUUUUGCCUCUCAAAAAGCCCCAUUAUAAACAGCACACCCAAGUACAUAACCAGAAAUUAAGUUUCUUAACACAAUGCAAGGCGGACUCUGGAAGAGGUUUCUUCCACAUGUUUACUCAGGGGUAAUGGAAAGGAUCUCUGCACAAGCUCAGAUGCUCUCUUUUACUAAUUCACAUGUUCAGGGCCAAUCUAAUGAAGAGGAAAGGAACGACAGAACAGGUGGGGGAAUCGCCAUUUCUCCUUAGCCUACAUGCUGCUGCCGCCCAUGCUUGGGAAGAGCCACUCCUGUACGGAUUUUGACUAAACCAGAGACAGCACAAAGUCCUUGGGCUAAUGGCAGGUGAUAGGUUCCAAGGACGUACUUGACCUUCUCCAGCAACUGGUUGUACUGACGCAGCUCCAGGGUGAUGUUAGCCAGCAGGCGCUUGUCAUCGUGACUCAGCUCCAUGGAGGGGACGUUUCCCCCAAAGAAUUUGCACACAAAGGACCCAGCUCUGAGAGAGAGGAAGGGGGGGAUGAGUAUGAGUGAUGUAUUAUAUGCCAUUAAACUCUACAGUUUUGCCAGUCAUUUUAUUUUACAGGAAACCAGACUAAUUAUCAUUUGAUGGUUGUAUUGCUUUGACAUUGUUGUGAUCCAAUGGUUAGUGUGCAGUAAACUGAUGGCUGACUACUGAACAGGCAGGUCAUUUAAAACCUCUAACUGGAUACAGAAAUUUAAAAAAAAGUAGUUUGCAGAGAAGUAUAGGGACAUGUAUCCCAACCAAGGGCAGUAACAAAUCUGUAUCUGUUAACAAAUUCACUGAACAAACAGUCUGUUGCAGAUUGCCUGCUUUGCAUUGCAUGGAACUGUCAGAUAUACAUUUAUUAUCUUGCUUCUCUCCCCCCCCCAAAAAAACAAAUGUGUCACCAGGUUGUAAUGUUCUACUCACACUGUGGAUUUGAUGCAUGAUUUCCCUCCUUGCCACCCGAUUACCUGUUGAUGAAGUUGCCAAGGGUGUUGAGCAGCUCUGAAUUGUUUUUAAGCAUGAGAUCAUUCCAAGAGAAGGCGCUGUCCUGGCUUUCCGGCCGCAAGUAGAGCAGGUAGAAGCGCCAGAUGUCUGCAGGAAUGCCUGUGUCCAUGGCCAUAUCCCCAAAGACCCCCACGCCACGACUCUUAGAGAAUUUGCCAUCCUCAUAGUUCAAGUAUUCUGUAGAGAGAAAGAUGCAGCGAUGGCUUUAACAGAGAAUUAGACCAAUUCAUAGCGGAUAAGGUUAUCAGUGGCUACUAGCCACAAUGGCUAUGUUCUCCCUCAAGUGCUGGAGGCACUGUGCCUCUGAAUACCAGUUGGUGGGAACUGCUGGAGGGGAGUGUGCUCUUGUGCUCGAGUCCUGCCUGUCAGCUUCCUGUAGGGGCAUCUGAGAGAACACAAUGCUGGACCUGAUGGGCCUCCAGCCGGAUUCAGCAGAGCUUAAAUGGUUAGGAGUUUAAAGAUUUGCUCCAAUCCCAUAUCGCAAAAAAGGGAACCUUUUUGUGACACGGGAGCUCUGACAUGAUUUUAAUCAAGAUACCCAACCGGCCUGAAGUCUAGCUUCAAACCAGUGGCUUUUUGAGGGCCGGAAAUGAAAGAGUGGCAGGUGGGCAAUCUUGCAAAACACCCACGACACCCCACCCACGACACCCCACCCACGACACCCCACCCACGACACCCCACCCACCCAGCAGUACCUGUUGCAAUAAGAUGGUUGACUAGGGUGUAACUGUCACCAGUACCCAGCAACGAGCAAGGAAACACAACGCUGUGGAAGGGGACGUUGUCCUUGGCCAUGAAGUUAUAAAGCUGCACCUGAAGAGAAACAGGAGGUGGGCUGCAUGGUUAUCAAGGCACACUUCUCCUCACAAUCACUCUACCCUGUUCUGCCCCAAAUGGCAGAUUAUUAUUUGUUGUGAAUUAUUAUUAUUACUACUACCCAUAAUAACCAGAAGCAUAGAUGUCCCUGAGGAUGGGAUAACCAUAUGUAAUCUAACACAUGGAAGAAGGGAGACACUCUGGGUCCUAAAUGCACCCCUCACCCCCCUCAGUGCUCAGAUGCACCAUCUAACAGAAUGUCUGCCUGGAUUCCAGACUACACACACACACACACGAACUACUGCACAUCCUUUACACAAAAGGAGUUUAUCUGGAAGGGCUCUCCCAGUCUUAUGUCUUCUGCAAAGGAGAUCCCCCUUCAGUCAGAAGUGUACAGAAUCAACAAUCUCGUCACCUGCUCUGGGUUCUUCCACCAUUUCUCCCAUUGGUCGGUGUAACUGGCUGCAAUGGAUAGGUAGCCAAUGGGAGCAUCAAACCAGACGUAGAACACCUACAAAAAUGACAAGACCAAAAAAAGCGGGGAUGACUCAUAGAAGGCAGGCCAGGAAGCACUUGCAGAGAGAGGAGCGGCUAGCCUUCAAGUCAUACAGCCAUCCUCUGCACAUUCCCUUCACAACAUCCCAGUUGAAAAUUUGGCAUCUCUGCCCACACACGUACAUUGUUGAUCCUUAUUUUACAGAUGGAAAGUCACACCACUGGCACUUAAUUUCUAAAAUGAGAUGGGACACAGCUCAAGCUUUUAACCAAUGCCAAGUGUGUAGCGACAGAUUACUGAUUCUUCAGUGGUGGACUACAGGUGUUCUGCAUAUACAAAAUUUAAUCAACAACACUUAGGAACAUGGGAAGCUGCCUUAUACUGAGUCGGACCACUGGUCCAUCUACUCAGUAGUGUCUACACUGACUGGCAGCAGCUCUCCAGCUUUCAAGCAAGGAUUGAAAGGAUUGAUUCUGCAUGCACAGCAGACCUUUCUAUGUUAAGUAUGGCAAUUAGAUCAUCAUUCUGAGGGAUGAAUAAAGCAUUAAGCCACGUGCAUAAAUCCUGAGCAUCACUUUGUAAAAGUCAAAGUAUGAAUAAAUGAGACGGAAAUAAUAAAGCAUUUUGUUCACUGAAAAACGCUAUAUAAAGUUACUAGUGAAUAAUGCCACCAAGAUGGUUAGGGAUUUCAGAAGAGGAGGAGACACAACACAAACAACAUUCCGGGCUCCUUGUACAAUGCCCUCCUUUCUUCCAGCCAUCAUGCCUCUAGACUAGAACUCUAGUUCUGCUAGAACUCCCAUGCCCUGAUCCAUCUGGGGGCCCCCUCAAAAGGAAUAGCCUUGACCCGCCAAGGAAGAACGAACACUCAGUAUUGCUCUGGAAGGAUUCAGCGAUAAACCUUAGACCCCAAGAGCCUUGGGUCUCUGCCCCAUCGCUCACCUUUUCACGGAAGCCAUCCAAAGGGACUGGGGUGCCCCAUUUCAGGUCACGAGUAAUGCAACGUGGCUUGAGCCCAUCCCGGAUCCAGGAGCGGGUGAUGUAUCUUGCAUUGGGAGUCCAGUCCCCAGCGGACUGAGAUACGGCCAGCCACUUCUCCAGGCUGUCUUCUAGCUAACCGUGGGAAGAUUGAAGUCAGUGAAUGGGGAUUCCAGUUGUAAUGUCGUAUGUUCUAGCACUCACUACUACCGUUAAUAGCACUAAGCAAAGAGUACGUCGUACAUACAUUGUAACAUCCUUCACAAGAACCAACCCCAAACAAGAGGGACUCACCUUGGGCAAGUCGAGGAAGAGAUGCUGCGAGGAUUUUACCACAGGGGUCCCCUGGCAGACUUUGCACAUUGGUUUCUGCAAGAAGCAAAAGAAGACAGAGUCACAAUGUGUUUGGCCCAAGUCCAACAAGUAAAUGCCAUGAAGGAAGUGGCACAAAUCAUGUACGUAGAACCACAACGUGUGCAAAAAGGUGUGUGCUGGAAAGUAAUUACUGGCCGCAACUUGCCAUUAUGUGCUCACUAUGUGAGUGUAAAGAAAUUUACAUGUGUGUAAGACUGUUGCAUGCAGUGAUCUACAAAUGGGACGGAUGCAAUUUCCUAUACAGAAUCUUGAAAUGUUCUGAUGCAGUCCCUGCACAAUCAAUCAAGUCUUUGAGUACAUAAGGAAUCUGAGUGGGACUUGCAAAGGUUUCCACCCUCUUGGCUUCUAUAAUUCCCUAUUCUUCUGCACUGACCUUAAUUACUUAUACCCGUCACUAUCUUCUACUUGCCAGUCUUACAAAUCUAAGUUGCCCCUUUUACUCGUCAUAUUAGGGAAAUAGAAGCAUCAUAAUCAAGGGGUGAACAUCAGCUCUACGUACUUCUCAAAUUAUGAGGCUUAUAGGGGCAAUCUGGGGAAGGUUUCCACAUGCCCAAAUUAGAUUGAGACAGUAACAAAGUGUCUGAGUCGGAUCAGGGACUCUCUACAGUCCUGAGUCACACUGUGGACACAGGUGACAAAGAGAUGUGGCUUUUUUCUUUUUUUAAACAAAAGCAAAACCAAGUUGACCAGGGAAACGCCUUGAGCCUGAGUGGAAAGGAGCCUUUGUUUUGAUUGAUAGGUCUAUGUUUCAAUCAGUGAAUUAUUUUCCCAGGGCAUUCCAAUCACAGUGAUUUAGGGGAGGGAUGUUGCAGUAAAUAUUAAAAACCGUGUUUCUUUUUCACAUGGAUCUAUGCUAUUUUUCCCAUCACCAACCCUUUCCCUAAGCAGAAGAGACUAUAUCCCCAAAAAUGCAUGUAACAGGUGAAGUUCAUUGCCUACCAAGAUGCUUAGAGUACAUUUUCCCAUCCCAAUCUUUUCUGGGGAUCCAUACUCUUUUUACCCCACCCUGCCAUCUUUUAUUUUUAUUGUACACUAUGAUGUUCCUGUAUGUGAAUGUAAAUAUGGUAAGUGGAGUGAGUGAGAAGGGGGAGUACAUGGGCUGUAGAAUGCUGGAUGAUGAUUGGCUGUGUGUUUGAAUGGCUGAAGGUAUAAAUGAGAGGAUGACAGUUGAGUCGGGGGGGUUGGACAGGGUGGUUGUGGACAGGGAGGUUGAUGUGGAGAGUAAGAGGUGGCUGUUGAGAUAUUGGAUUGGGAGUUCUGAGGCAAAUAGUAGGAAUUAGGAACAUAAGAGAAACAUAUAUGAAACCAUAUGCUUGUCAAUGAAAUCUAUAAGUAAUCUUGUUAUUCUUAGUGUUAUCAAUAAAUAUUUUCUUGGUUUACUUAAAGCCUGAUUCCUCAGCUGGGGGGCACAGACCAGGGGGGAGGCAGAGUAACCAAGGCUGAAGAAGAAAUAGUAAUGAAUGGUGGCAGCGGUGAAGGAAGAGAUAUUGUAUCAACAUCCAGUACCACAGAGCAACCCAGAGCUGUGAGCUUCAUAGGCAAGAGGCUUCAGGGGGGUUGGGAAUUACCUAUACACACAGACACAAGGUAUCAAAAUAACCAGGAAGAGACUAAGGCACAGUCUAGAGGUUAUAUUGGAUACACAGAGUGUUGGGUAGUGUGGCCUAGCAGGUGGAUCUUUUGAGAUCUGUGCUAGAGCGGAGAGAGGUAAAAAUAAACACAACGAUCUUGACUGCUGGUAGCCACGAGUGAGAGCGACACAGGUGGUGCCAGGGAAGGACGUCACAUACAAACCCCAAAACGGUAACGUCUGCCCUUGUGUGAGAACCAGUGCAGCUAUCAUUCUGAAAUAUGGCAGACUUCAUCCUCUCAGAAAGGGUGACCAUGCCUGUAAAUUGCAUCCAAUUCUAAUAGAAAGUAAGAGACUUUUUAAGAAAAAUACCCUGCACAAAAACUCCUGAAUCUAUUUGCCUACAAUGUGGUAGGCUUAAUCUACUUUGAAGGGGCUCCUAUGCCUGCAAAUUUCAUCCACUUCUGUGAAAAGAGAAACACUGAGAAGGGAUCGUGAGCUAGCACUGCAGGAAUCUCUGUUUCCAUCUGUGGGGAGAAGAGGGGGAAUCUGUCCUAGCCUAGCGUGGUGCAGAGAAAAAGGCUGUUGCUCAGUGGUAGAGCAUCUGCUCUGCAUGCAGAAGGUCCCAAAUUCAAUCCCCAGCAUCUCCAAGUCAGUCUAGGACAGAACCCAGCCUGAAAUCCUGGAAAGCCUCUUCUAGUCAGCAUAGACAGUACUGACUAGAUGGACCAAUGGUCUAACUCAGUAUAAGACAGCUUUCUAUGUUCCUAGGUGGGACCCAUUCCAUCAUUUCUUCUGGAUUCCAUCAUUGUUUCGGUGGAACAAAACGUGACCCGAGGCUAAAAAAGAAAUGCUAAGAACGGAGGUUUCCAUGGCCAUAUGGGUAGCAGUACCUUGAGUUCAGUGGCAUUGAUGAGCUUGCCACAUUUAUCGCACUGGUCCCCACGAGCCUCUUCAUAGUUGCAGAAGGGGCAGAUGCCUUCCACAAAGCGGUCAGCCAGGAACCGCUCACAGUUCUCACACUUCAACUGAUCCACCGUCUCUGUCAGAAGGUAAUUGCGCUCCAGUAGUCUCUGGAAAAUGUCCUGAGCUAUCCUGAGGUGGGGAGAAGAAAAGAUGUAUGAGGAAGGACCACAGUUCUCCUUCCAGCAGACAGGCCCUCUGUGUUCUUCUUAGGCUUACCUGCAAGGUCAAUCGACACGAUUUCAAGUUAUAACAUGUUGUAACCCCUCCCUGAGCUAUGUAUCCUUACUUUUAAUAAGCUUUGUUUUUGUUUUGUUAAUUAUCAUGCGCUGUCUUUAGUAUUUAGG
This is a messenger RNA of Rhineura floridana, 16289 nucleotides long. It is a transcript of the gene DDIT3, whose product is annotated as DNA damage inducible transcript 3. The record is from RefSeq and is a predicted model, not a curated record. The transcript has 4 exons. Gene Ontology annotation, biological process: ER overload response; intrinsic apoptotic signaling pathway in response to endoplasmic reticulum stress; negative regulation of transcription by RNA polymerase II. The coding region runs from base 321 to 893 and encodes 190 amino acids. Lineage: Eukaryota; Metazoa; Chordata; Lepidosauria; Squamata; Rhineuridae. Gene Ontology annotation, molecular function: protein heterodimerization activity; RNA polymerase II cis-regulatory region sequence-specific DNA binding; DNA-binding transcription activator activity, RNA polymerase II-specific. Gene Ontology annotation, cellular component: CHOP-C/EBP complex; CHOP-ATF4 complex; CHOP-ATF3 complex.